Molecule: messenger RNA, 3998 nt
Organism: Vitrella brassicaformis
Lineage: Eukaryota; Vitrellaceae
Source: the annotation of a GenBank genome assembly
AUGUCCAUCACCCAGCUGCAGGCAGAGCCCACAGCUGCGGCGAUAAAGCCGAAGCCCAUCGUGUUUGACGACCUGAAGCCUCUUGCGGACAUGUACCAGAGGGAUCCCGUGCCCAAGAAGUUUGAGUACACUGACGCAGAGCUGGAGACAUUCUUCCGGACAGAGGUGGUGCCCUUCAUGGCGGCCAUGCACAAGCUCGCCGAUACGUACAACAACAUUCUGGCUGGCGGAGAGCACGCGUGUCUCGUGGCGGAGUGCAAAGACGGGAAAUACCUGUUUGAGAAGCUCAUGAGCGCCAAGGCCGUCGAGGGGUUCUACCUCUUGCAGCCAGCUGCUGUAUACGAAUGGAGUAGGGAGGCGCUCAGACAUAAGAGAGAGACAUGCACAUUGUCAUGUCUCCUUGUCAUGUCUAUUUCAUCUUGUGUCUUGUGUCUGUAGAGGUGACCCCCGAACUGGUUCUGUACCAGGAUCGCUUGGCUCGGCAGCUCUACACUGAGGCCAAGGCCUACGCGGAAGACUUCCCCAAGAGGCCCUAUUUGCCCAAGCGACCCCCCCAGGUCCCCGACCUCAACGCACUCACGGUCCCCAAGCAAUUGGAUGAGCUCGCCAAAUAUCUCCUCGUGAGCGGCUUGAUGAUGGCUGUAAAAUCCGGUGUGCGCACGAAGGACAUUCUCUGGUGUCUCUGUAAUGAUGUGCAGGAUAAGCUGGUUAACAAGGUCGAUGUCGUCGCAUCAGAGUUGCAGGCCUUCUUCAAGACGGCCCUUCCCAAAACCCUGCAAAUCCUGCCGGCUUCUACAACGAGGUCAGGGCUGCCUUCGAACCGGUGCACGAGAGGCUCAAGGGCACCGACUACGGCAAGGCAUUCGACAACUUCGUCGCAUACGAGGCUGCCAAAAGUAAGGCGGACGUCGAGACACCAACACAGAAGAGGCAGAAGCAAGUGAACUCUGCUGGUUGUCAUUCAGUGACCCGCGAGUUCCGUCGCUACUUCGACACGGCAACCCUUGUCGACGAGGUGGUCCGCAGCAAGUAUCUCAAGGAGGUGGCGGCUUCUAUCGUCAAAGACGGCGAGCACCGGCUGCCGUCCAUCGGUCGCUACGACAGGGACUCCGACAAGAAGCUCUACACUCUGUUCCAGGAGGCCUUCAAGACAGGCUCCGUCAUCACGGCAUCGGUGUCCGUGCCGGCAGACUGUCCCCUCAACGAUCCACUCUGCACGAGUGUAUCCCAAUUGCCCACAGUCAGUUUCCAAGACGUCAAGCCGGCCUGGGCAACCACAGCCCCAGACGACUGGACCCACUUCCUGGACAAAUUUGCUGUUCCCUUUUUUGAGACCCUGCGGCUAAGGGGAGACAAGUACUACAAGGACCCGAGUGAGGAGAAGAAGAAGGUGUUCAGGGACUAUCUUCCGACACUGGCGGUAAGGUAAGAUUGGUGGCACCGUUGCCCGCCCCUGCAUCAUCCCCUGAUCUCACCUGGUCUGUCUCAUCAGGUCGAUAGCUACUACCUGCUGAUCAACGUCGCGCGGCAGCACACUUCGCCUGAACCCGGGGAAACGCCCAUCCGCCGGCGGCUGAUGCUUCAGGCCACCCCCGAGCACCUGAGUGCGAUGCAGGUGAGAGAGACACAGCUGCAUGUGUGUGGGUGAGAGUUGUGUGUUCUGCAGAAAACCACUGCGGAGGGGGCGGACCUGUAUAUCACUCAAGUACAGCCCCCCGAAGUGGUCAUCCCCCCAGCCGCCCUGCUCACGGAAUCCGAGCAACUCAUUGUCAAGAUGAGCAAGGAGGCUGUCGAGGCGGCCAAACAGUACGGUGACGCCUUCGUCAAGCUGCCCUUGCUGCCGCCCCUGCUGCCCUGGGGCUACCUGCAGCCCGCCAUCCCCAAGGCCCCAGCGGCCAUGCCAUUCAUCCCCUCUUACAAGCCAUAUGGCGGGGCGGCUUUGGUCACAAAGGGGGAGUCGCUGGUGGUAUUCCCCACUCUACGGCAGAUGACGCCGCCCAGCGUUGGGUUGCCGGCGUAUGGCGGGUCGAGUGAGGUGGUCAACAUGGUGUUUGUCAGGGAGUAUCGGGCCAUCCUGUAUUCGAGGGAGAGGGAGGUCGACCUGACCGGCGCUUUGCCAGAGACACUGACUAGAGAGCUGACGGUCUACGCCAACUCCUUCCUCAAGGCUGUCGCCGUCAAGGUACUUAUACAGACGAACUCUCUGUGGCUGGCAGUUUCUUUCCAUACUCUCUCUCGAUGCCAUUCCUCUUAUAUCGUCAGGUGUCUGCCAAGAGGCCUUCCUUCGACGUUGAGCAGUACAGCGCGUAUGUCGAUCUGGUCGCGAUGUAUGCUUACGGAGACCUCAGACAGGUAGGUGCAGAGAGACAGAGACCUCAGGUGGGAGGCACACAAAACACGCACACGCACCGCCAGCCUUGCACUCGGCAGUGCCCAUCCCUGCAGCUUGACUGUUGGCGCCACGGGAUGCAGCGACUGACGUCCAUCAUUUAGCAGCUGUCUCUGCUGUCUCGCACCUCUGUCACUGAGGUGAGGGAGGCCCGAGAUAGGGACCGCAGCUCUAUCCAAUGAUCUUAUCUCCGUGUGUGGUCCAUCCACUUUAGGUGACCCACAAUGAGGCGUUAGCCGAGGCUUCCCAGAUGGUAUUCAGCACGCUAAGAAGGUGAAAGCCUAUCAGCGCACACCUGUCUGCGAUCGAUCAAUGAAGAAUGAUUCACGCACGCCACGCCACGCCGAUGUGUGUGUCCUCUGAGGUCUGUUUCCUGUGUAUGUGCUUCUGUUGUGUGCAUUUUUCAACUCGUGUCUCGUGCAAAAGGCAUGUGUAUGUGCUGGUGUUGGCUCUUUGUAUGCGCGUUGUCGUGCACUCGUUGUUCUUUUUCGUUGGUGUGUGCUCGCUGCACGGGUGGUGGUGGGCCGUGUGCAGGUAGUCGUGCACUUGUUAUGUUUUGUGUGUUGUGUGUCGUGUGUCGUGAUGCAUGUGUGCGUGUGGUACCUGUUGGUGGUGGUAAGUGUGCUCGCCUGCACCUAUGCACUGAGUCGUGGUUCUUUUUCGUUGCCGUGGUGGCGGGUUGGUUUUUGUGGUUGGUUGAAUGCGUGAUCGUCGGUGUCGUAUGUGUUGGUUUUGUGUGCUCGCCUGCACUUACAUAUGUAUGCGCGCGUAGUCGUGCGGCAUCGUGUGCUCGCUGCACAAAGGGGGUAUGUAGUGCGGGUUUUGUUGUGGUGCUUAGGGCCAUGAUGAAUGAAUGAGCAAGCUGGGGGGUCUGUCUAACGCAGAAAAUGGGUUUACUGGUAUAGCAAGCAACUGGCUGGCGACAGAGUGUUAGUGCGCUAGGGACCGACCCACUCACACACACAAGCUGCCUCGAUUGUAGGUGUGCAGUGGAUCGGUUAGGCUGACCGGGUGAGUGGGGGCGGGGAUAAGGGGGAGGGCGGUCAACUGGCUCACCACACAGUGACUUCCGCCGCCAGAUGCCACGGCACUGGCUGGCUGGGGUCUGGCUGGUUGGUUGACUGGCUCCCUGCCCACCCAUUCUAUAAACACAUACAUGCUGUUCGCGACCUCAUUUUCUCUCCCCUGCAUACCCUACGUACAUGUCAGGCCUGGUCAUCUGCCAGAGACACACAGAGGCACACAGGUCAUCUGCACGCACUGACACGGGAGGCAUUCCUCCGUUUUCAUGUCUCUAUGUGUUUUUGUGUGCAGCGGACCCAGAUGGCAGUUCUCACAGUACGGACAGACAGCGGAUGUGUAUCGCCAGAAGUCGCACAUGCCCUUUUUGGUGUGGUGUGGUGUGCCGUUGGUUGUGCGUACGAUCAUCUCAGCACAUGGAGAGUUUCCGUUUCCACCGAUGUCAUCUUGUGACCAGGCCACUGACACUUGUACUGACAAAGGUAUGUAUAUGCCUAUGUACACACGACCCGCACACAAUCUGACUAGUGUGCAGCUGAUGUGUCAAUGCUGCGUCUUGGUCCAGGACAUUGUGUCCGUGAGGCAAUGA